AUGGGGAAAGGGAAGAAUAAAUCUAGUGAGGAUAGACUGAACAAAAGUCGAACUUCAAAUGGGCAUAAAGCCAAACAACAUCACAUACGAAAGGGAAGACAAGAAGUGGCGGCAUCAUCAUCAACAUCAGUUGCCACUCCUUUAUCCUUAACAUCGCAAGACACUUCUCUUCCUCAAUCAAAGCACAAGUUUCCCACUAAACUUGCCAUGUGGGAUUUCGAUCAUUGUGAUCCCAAGAGAUGCAGUGGUAAGAAACUCGAACGGUUAGGUCUCAUAAAGAAUUUACGUGUAGGACAAAAAUUUCAAGGUGUCGUCGUUAGUCCUAAUGGUAAAUCCACAGUUUGUCCAAAUGAUAAAGAUAUUGUUGAAGAGAAUGGUGCGGCGGUGGUGGAAUGCUCAUGGGCAAGAUUGGAUGAAGUACCGUUUGGUAAAAUUGGUGGUAAACAUGAACGUCUUUUACCAUAUUUAGUUGCUGCCAAUCCAGUAAAUUAUGGACGUCCGUGGAAAUUGAAUUGUGUUGAAGCACUAGCUGCCUGCUUUGCUAUAGUUGGUCACACAGACUGGGCUGAGUUGUUGCUUGAGAAUUUUUCGUGGGGGCCAACAUUCUUGAAAAUCAAUGAGGAGUUGUUGCAAGUGUAUCAACAAUGUACUGAUUCUGAAUCGGUAUUAAAGGCGCAGGAUGAGUGGUUAGAUAAGAUUGAGAAGGAGGCUAAGGAGAGAAAAGAACAAGGUCAGAAGGAAGAUAUUUGGAUGAUGGGCAAUGUGAAUAGAAACAAUGGCGGAUUGGAGAGCGACGAAGAAGAGGAGGGGGAUGAGGAAGACGAAGAGGACGACCUCGAUGAUGAUGAUGAUGUGGAGUAUGACACCUUAGGGAAUGUGAUACCAAAGAAAAAGACUGAUACUCUAGAGAAUAUUAUAGAUAACACAAGUGAUCAGAAUGAACUUGAGUAUGAUGCAUCGGGUACUGUCGUGAACAAUAAAUCCUUGGAGGAGGCCGUUUAUGACAAAUUGGGAAAUCUUGUCACCAAAAGCGACGUAACUAACCAGCUAAACUCAUUGAGUAUAUAG
Lodderomyces parapsilosis is the source of this 1068-nucleotide messenger RNA. RefSeq names its product ribosome biogenesis protein TSR3. Gene Ontology annotation, molecular function: rRNA small subunit aminocarboxypropyltransferase activity. The transcript has a single exon. The record is from RefSeq and is a predicted model, not a curated record. Lineage: Eukaryota; Fungi; Ascomycota; Pichiomycetes; Serinales; Debaryomycetaceae. Gene Ontology annotation, biological process: maturation of SSU-rRNA. The coding region runs from base 1 to 1068 and encodes 355 amino acids.